CGACACUUCAAUAUCGUUUUGAUACAACUGUUCGACGUCUGCAAACGACGGGGACACUGGUUCAAAUGGAGAAAUCCAAAAAUUUCCGCAUCGAUGCGCUUCUGGCUGUUGACCCGCCGAAGGUGCAGACAUCUCCGCUUGCGCUUGUGACUUCUCUAUCAUCCUCUUCCAUUUCAUCGUCCGGAAGUGUACCAAAUUCAGAAUUGAAUGCCGACUCUUUACGGAAUGAGACGCCGUCUCCACCUAGGAUUUCCCCUUCUGGUUUGAUUCCUAAACCAGGCUUUUUGAACAGUCCCCACAGUAUGCUUGGAUUACAUCCACAGAGCAGCGCAGGGAUCCCUCCCCAGGCUCUCUACGGCCACCCCAUGUAUACCUACUCCCUCGGGCAGCACCCUGCCUUGUCCUACUCAUAUCCGCAUGGGUCCCAUCACCACCAUCCAUGCAGCGACUCCCUCAAACUCUCGGCCGGGACGUUUCAACUCGACCACUGGUUGCGAGUCUCCACAGCGGGAAUGAUGCUACCCAAAAUGCCCGAUUUUAAUUCUCAGGCCCAGUCAAACUUGCUUGGAAAGUGCAGAAGACCAAGGACUGCAUUCACAAGUCAGCAGCUACUGGAGCUCGAGCAUCAAUUCAAACUGAAUAAGUAUCUGUCGCGACCGAAGCGCUUUGAGGUGGCUACAUCCUUGAUGCUGACGGAAACGCAGGUGAAAAUUUGGUUUCAGAACAGGCGAAUGAAGUGGAAACGGAGCAAGAAGGCCAAAGAGCAAGCCGCACAGGAGGCUGAAACGAAGAAAAGCAACAAAAACGGACAGGAGAAAUCGGACGGACAGGAUCAAACGGAUUAUCAAAAGACUAGUUCUGCCAAAAGUAACAGAAUAAGAGACUUCAGGGACAGUGACGAUGAUGAAGGUGACAACUUCCUGUACAACUCCUCGGAUUGCUCAUCGGACGACGAUAGAAACCACACCAGUGAUAUAAGCCCACAGCUUUGAUAUGGGUAAGGAUACAUGUAUUUUUGAAAAGCUAUAGUCCUACACUCCUUAAAUGUGAAUGACAUUUUCCACCUAACUGCAGCUGCAUGUACAGUAAUAACAACCUUCAAUCACCUACCCUGAAACUACGAAAGUAAUUAGAAUAAUUUGGAAAAUACUAAAUGAUCAAUGCCUGACUGAGAUUCAGUGUGCAGAAUGGCCCUAUAAGGUCAGAUUGACGUUUUAGAAUGCAGUAUUGAGGUACAGUCUGCUAUUUGUAAUAUUGCAUGGUUUUAUGUGACAAUGUCAUGUUUUCAUCCAGUUGGUUUAGGAACCUGAUGUCCAGUACAAUCACAUAGGUACUCCACUAUAGGUGUUGGACAAUCACAUAGGUACUCCACUAUAGGUGUUAUUGUCAUACUAUUUUGAUAGGGCGACCAAUUGUAAAUUCAGACAUGAUAUUCAUCUUUGCAUUUUAUUUUGUUUAAUGUUUUUGAAUUUGUGUGGAUAUAGCCUAUAACACUAAUGUAAUUGUGUCUGUUAACGUGCAGAAAAAUGUCCUUUGUUUAUUUUUGUAUACUGUAUUUAUAAAAUGGCUAUACCGAUGCAUGCUAAAUUAUUGUAAACCGUCUCCCAUGAUAGCCUA
Oncorhynchus keta (chum salmon) is the source of this 1617-nucleotide messenger RNA. Its product is annotated as motor neuron and pancreas homeobox protein 1-like. Lineage: Eukaryota; Metazoa; Chordata; Actinopteri; Salmoniformes; Salmonidae. Gene Ontology annotation, biological process: central nervous system development; endocrine pancreas development; neuron projection morphogenesis. The coding region runs from base 66 to 992 and encodes 308 amino acids. The transcript has 3 exons. Gene Ontology annotation, molecular function: DNA-binding transcription factor activity, RNA polymerase II-specific; sequence-specific double-stranded DNA binding. The record is from RefSeq and is a predicted model, not a curated record. Gene Ontology annotation, cellular component: nucleus.